Molecule: messenger RNA, 1296 nt
Organism: Phymastichus coffea
Lineage: Eukaryota; Metazoa; Arthropoda; Insecta; Hymenoptera; Eulophidae
Product: zinc finger protein 816-like
Exons: 4
Coding region: 1-1296 (431 amino acids)
Biological process (GO): regulation of transcription by RNA polymerase II
Cellular component (GO): chromosome
Molecular function (GO): chromatin insulator sequence binding
Source: RefSeq, a predicted model, not a curated record
AUGCAGUGGCUAAUGCCCUGCCUCGUUGUCGAAGACGCAACGCCACUACCACCGCCCUCGACGCAUGCCACCACGCGCCGUGAGCGCUUAUCAAUAAGCGAGCUCGCGGCCGUGUUUGGGUAUUGGGCCGACAACACAUCGGUUUUCGUGUCCGAUACCCGCAAAGAUCAGGAGCCCGUCGCUCCCACCACUCGAAUCUGCGGAACGGGAGGCCAAAUCGGGCCUCACCGAGGCCGACCGGCAGCGUCGCACGAGGAGCGGGGUGGUAGGCCGCGUGCACAAUUGGCCAAACGGCCGAAGGAAAUUACGCCCUCACCUAUUUGGGCCAUAGAGAAGGGGCCAGGACGAGCGAGCAUUCUCCAGCACAAAGGUUCCAACCAAUGCUUCCAAUACAAAUGUGCUAAAGUAAACUCUACCGGCGAUCAUAGUUUAGAUGAUCACGUAAAGAAUAUAUGUUCGAAAAAGAAAAGAAAGUCAAAUAGUUCUUCGAAGCGUCAAAAAAAGAGUCAUAAAACAUCGUCCAAGAAGUCUGAAAAGAUAUACAAGUGUUUAUUGUGCGACAAACGAUUUACUCGUAAAAAGGAUAUGCAACACCAUAUAAGGCACAAUUGUGUAAAAAAUAUCGAUAAAAUAGAGUCGAAUGAACCUGAAAAAAUAUUCAAAUGUAUGAUGUGUGACAAGAGAUAUAUGAAAAAGAAGGAUAUGCAACACCAUAUAAAAUACGAGUGUCAAAUAGGACCUGACGAUUCUGAAAAAAUAUUCAAGUGCAUGAUGUGCGAUAAAAAUUGUACACAAAAGAAAGAUCUACAGCAUCAUAUAUUAUACGAAUGUCAAGCGAAUAUUGAUGAAGCGGCAUCAGAUGAUGAGAAUUCUGAAAAACUAUUCAAGUUCGAAGAAAUCGCCGAGAUGUUGAUAUCGCAAUUCGAGAACUUUGUCGAAGUAGACCAUAUAGAAGAAGUGAUGCUGAAAACAAAGGCAUACGAGCCAAGAUUCGAGACAAUUAGUCAGCCUCCAGUCGUGCUGCCACCGCGGGUUCCUGCAGGUCGUCUUCCAAAAUAUCGCCAGAAGCAAUAUUAUUGCUCAAAAUGCCAUCGCGGCUUCACGCUCAAGAGUAAUCUAAAUCGCCAUUUUAAUUUAGAAUGUGGAUUCAAACCACGUUUCAAAUGCCCAUACUGCGAGUUGAGAAGCAAGCAAACUUCGCAAAUUUAUUUGCAUAUUAGAAACCGACAUCCCGGACACGAAGUUUACUAUGACACUAUUGAAGAGAAGGAACAACCGUGUAAACAUCAAGUAUAA